AUGGAUCCCGAGGACACCACCCCGCCGGCGCCGAGCCAAGGGGAUGCGGAGACAACUCCGCCGCCGGUGCUGGAAGUGGCGGCGGGGGAAGACAGCCUAGCUAGCGGGGGCGAGGAGGCCGAGCGGGCCCACGAGGAGAAAGAGGAGCUCGCGCGGGAGGUCAUGGAGCUCGGCCUCCAGAACGAGUACCUUAGGUCCCAGAUUACUGGGGCCCGGCCGGUGGGUGACGCGGACGAGGGACCGGAGCUCGCUAGGGGCUUGAAGGAGCAGGUGGAGAGGCUGAGCAGGGAGGUGCAGGAGCAGCGGCUGACGCGGGAGGCCACGGAGAAGGCCCUGGAGCACGUCAACGUGGCCUACGCCGAGGCCGACGGCAAGGUGCAGGAGCUCACCGCCAAGCUCGCACAAGCUGAACAAAAAAUGGAAAAGGAACUAAAAGAAUGCGGCGACAAAUAUGUUGAGCUGGAUACCAAGUUUCAGAGGCUUCACAAGCGUGCAAAACAACGUAUACAAGAUAUACAAAAGGAAAAAGAUGACCUGGAAGCUCGGUUUAAUGAAGUUAAUCAGAAGGCUGAGCAGGCUGCUUCUCUGCAAUUAGCAGCACAGCAGGAACUGGAACGUGCUCGUCAGCAGGCUAGUGAGGCCUUAAGGUCAAUGGAUGCUGAAAGGCAGCAGUUGCGGACAGUGAACAGCAAGUUGAGGGCUAACCUCGAUGAGACACGUCUUGCCUUGGAGGCCAGAAACAAUUCUCUUGAGAAACUGCAACAAUCAGUGCUUGAGAAAGAGCAGUUGCUAGAGAAAGUUCAAGGAUCCCUUCAAUCGGCUGAAGAUAAGAGGAUGGCAAUAGUUUCAGAGCUCACUGCUAAGCAUCAGAAGCAAAUAGAAAGCUUGCAGGCGCAGCUAGCUGAAGUUUCUGCAGAAAGGACGAAGGCAUCUGAAACCAUACAGUCUCUACAGGUGGUAUUAACGGAGAAAGACUCAAAAAUAGCUGAAAUCGAAGCAGCAUCAACAGGUGAAGCUGCCCGGCUUAGAGCUGCUUUGGAGGAGGUUAAAGGGGAGCUUGCUCAUCUAAAGGAUGAACAUGAAAAAGAAAGGCAAAGCUGGGAGGCUACUUGUGAAUCUCUUAGGUCAAAGCUGGAAGCAUCAGAAAAUGCAUGCCUUAGAUCUGAAAAAGAAUCCGCCAAAGUUAAAAGUCAAUUGGAAUUAGAGUUGUCAGCACGAAAUCAAUUGUUACAAACCAAAGAUUCUGAUCUAACGGCUGCAAAACAUGAGAUUAGUCGACUGGAAAGUGAAUUUUCUGCAUACAAGGUCCGGGCACAUGCACUUCUGCAAAAGAAGGAUGCUGAGCUUACUGCAGCUAAAAGUUCAGAUUUGAUUAAAGAACAUGAAGAGGCCAUAAGGGAAGCUGAAAAGGAGGUGGCAGCCGCUUUAGCAGAAAGAGAUAAAGCAAUCGAUGAUCUCCAAAAAGCACAAUCCAGACAUGGUGAUGAAAUUGAGGCAAGAGAUAAGGCUCUUGCUGAUGCUGAGAAAAAGCUAAAGGAUGUAAUGAAGAAGUUAGAUUCUGUUACUUCUAAUUUCAUCUCAGAAAAAGAAUCCUGGGAGAAAAACUUGGCGAAUGUAGAGGAAAGCUGGAGAUUGAAAUGUGAGUCUUUGAAGGCUCAGAGCAAUGGCCAUGUUGCCGAUGAACUUCAAAAGAAUUUAGGAGAGUUGACACUAAAAUAUGAGAAACUGAAGGAAGAGCAUCAAUCAUUCCGUGAUAUUGCUGAUAGAAUGAUUGAAGACAAGGAACGAGAGAUAGCUAAACUCCUCAAAGAAAACAGGGACCUUCACCAGUCUUUAGAUUUUAGACCAGCAGUUAGCAACAAUGAUUAUCAAAGUCAAGGACCUGUUAAGGAUUCAAUGAGUGUUGAAUUGGCUGAGCAACAAAUUUUGCUUCUCGCACGACAACAAGCACAACGAGAAGAGGAAUUGGCUCAGUCACAGAGGCAUAUCUUAGCGCUUCAACAAGAAAUUGAAGAGCUCGAGCGUGAAAAUUGUCUCCAUGAUCAACAGGAAGCAAUGUUGAAAACCGAGCUUCGGAAUAUGGAGAGAUCACAAAAGCGAGAAGGAAUAGAUAUGACAUAUCUCAAAAAUGUGAUUCUAAAGCUUCUUGAAACAGGGGAAGUGGGGGCGUUGUUACCUGUGGUUGGGACGUUACUACAGUUUAGUCCUGACGAGCUCAAGAAGUGCCAGCAAGGUGUCCUUUCAAGUGUGGCUUCUUCACAAGCUGCUGCAGUGUCAGAUGGCACAACCACACCGAAUUCAUUCUUUGCAAGAUUCUCAUUCUAA
This is a messenger RNA of Miscanthus lutarioriparius, 2325 nucleotides long. The record is from the annotation of a GenBank genome assembly. Lineage: Eukaryota; Viridiplantae; Streptophyta; Magnoliopsida; Poales; Poaceae.